Messenger RNA from Cygnus atratus (black swan), 1330 nucleotides. RefSeq names its product IDNK gluconokinase (gene IDNK). The record is from RefSeq and is a predicted model, not a curated record. The coding region runs from base 106 to 654 and encodes 182 amino acids. Gene Ontology annotation, cellular component: cytoplasm. Lineage: Eukaryota; Metazoa; Chordata; Aves; Anseriformes; Anatidae. Gene Ontology annotation, molecular function: gluconokinase activity. The transcript is spliced from 5 exons.
GUGCCGCCCUGCCGGAGCCGGGGGCGGGCCGGCGGCGGAGGGGAGGCCGGUCCCGGUCUCAGCUCCGGCCCCAGGUCCCGGUCCCGGCCCGCGGCGGGUCUGGCCAUGGUGCUGGUCGUGGUCAUGGGAGUGAGCGGCUCGGGGAAGACCACGGUUGGGUCGCGUUUGGCAGCAAAGCUGGGAUGGAAAUUCUAUGACGCAGAUGAUUACCAUUCUUCAGAGAAUAAAAAGAAGAUGGCAUCAGGAAUACCACUAAAUGACGAGGACAGGAUUCCAUGGCUUUGUACAUUGCAUGAUAUACUAAGGAGAGAAGAAUCAUCUAGACAAGAUGCUGUUCUGGCCUGUUCAGCACUGAAGAAAAUGUAUAGAUACAUACUAGUUAGUGGAGUAUCUGCAACUGAAAGCAACCAGCCAGAGAAACCAGAAGAAAACACAGCGCUGAAGAUCCUCUUUGUUCAUCUGGAUGGUCCUAUAGAGCUCAUUGCUCGCCGCCUGGAGAAGAGGAGAGGACAUUUCAUGCCACUGGAACUACUCAAGUCUCAGUUUGACACUCUAGAGCCUCCUAAAGCACCAGAAAACUUUAUCACUGUCAGUCUAGAAAAAUCUCUUCCUGAAAUAGUGAUGGAGAUUGAGAAAGCCAUUUUUUCAGGGUAAAGCUUUUCCAGAGUAAGUUUCUAAAUUACAAAUGCAGAAAUUCACUUGGCAAUACCAGGGUUAUGAAACAGCAUUUUAAUUAAUCAAAGCAACUUGUUUUUCCCAAUAGUUGAAUUACAAUGUUAAGAGCUGGUUCACUACUCUUGGUAUUUUUAUCAUGGCUAUUUAAAAGAUAUGCAAUAUGAAAUUUUAAAAAACUGUCAGCAAUGUUUGAAUUCCUUAUCAUAUCAAGUUAAAAUCUGUAUUAGAAUCUAAGCAGAGCCAGCUUUUGAAAAUCCCAUCAAGGGUCGCACACAAGAAUUAUUUUUUUUUUUUAAAUUUUUACUGUCAAACGUGAGAAAGGCACAUCUUCUAUUAAGCGAUGAAAUAAUUUACAGCUUUAUUAAAAGCAAUAUAUUUGUUUUCUUACUAGUAUAAAAGGAACAUGCAUGAUGAAAUUUCAUGCCUGACAUUGCCACGGUCUCACUGCCAGGUCUUUAACAAGUUGUAACUUCUGUGUUUGUGUCCUUACCAGCCUCCCCAGGGCAGUGGGGAGGCUGGCAACUUCACCAGCUCUUCAAUACAUGCACUGAAAACGAAGUUGGAAAAUGUGAGGGGGAAAAAAAAAGUAACGGUUGUGAAGUAAUGUACAAAAUGCAAUUGUAUGGAAAGCUUCAGAAGUAAAGUGUAAGGAGCA